AAAAACUCGCCUCCGGGUCGUCGCUCGCCCGGGUACGGCAGCAGUUGCAUGCUGGGAACUUCAGUGGACUUUAUUACCCCACCAUCCCAGUCCGCCUAGUCAGAUCCCUCUCUAACCAUGGCAGAGCUCCAGGCUAAGUUUGAUGCUGCAGCAGCUGAUGUGAAGCAGCUGAAGGCCAAGCCGGCCGAUGAGGAGAUGCUGCAGGUCUACUCGCUGUUCAAGCAGGCCACUGUCGGGGAUGUCAACACAGAUCGUCCAGGGAUGUUUGAUUUCACCGGUAAAGCCAAAUGGGAUGCCUGGGAGAAGAAGAAAGGCAAGAGCAAAGAGGAUGCCAUGGCGGAGUACGUCAGCCUGGUGGAGCAGCUGAAGGAGAAGUAUGGAAUCUAAAGUCACAUGAUGGCCGCCGGCCUGAAACCAGCACCACGCCGGGAAACGCCUUUAAGCCAGCGAGUGUGUCCUUCCACAUCCCAGGGGGGGGGGGGGAGGGCUGCUGAAGAACCACUAAGUGUCCUCCACCAGAGUAGCAUCAUAUUUCAACCAUCGUAUCUGCACAGAAUCCUGCCAUUUCAAUAUAAAAAAAUCUUUCUACUCCAA
This is a messenger RNA of Sander lucioperca (pikeperch), 594 nucleotides long. RefSeq names its product diazepam binding inhibitor (GABA receptor modulator, acyl-CoA binding protein) (gene dbi). The coding region runs from base 118 to 387 and encodes 89 amino acids. The record is from RefSeq and is a predicted model, not a curated record. NCBI's taxonomy places the organism in Eukaryota, Metazoa, Chordata, Actinopteri, Perciformes, Percidae. Gene Ontology annotation, molecular function: fatty-acyl-CoA binding. The transcript has 4 exons. Gene Ontology annotation, biological process: fatty acid metabolic process.